AUGUAGUAAUUACUGUAUUUAUGAAUUUAGCACCAAAAUAUCAUGAUGUUUUGAGAACAUUGACUACAAAAAUGCGUUGGAUAAUCCAGAACGUUGGAUAAGCGAGUGUUGGAUAAGUGAGACUCUACUGUAAUAAUAAUUUAUUUUUCUAUCCCGCCACCGUCUCCCUGAAGGAACUUGGGGAGGCUAACAUGGGGCCAAGCCCAAACAGAAACAAAACGACAAAUAAAACCAAUAUCAAACAUAAUAUUCCAAUACAGUAAACAAGUUAAAAGCACAAAAUACAGAAUACAAAAAAACCAAGUAGGGAAGAUAAUAAAACAAACAUCACCAUCAAUAGAUAAAAUGGGGGCCAUCAGGUCAAAAAGUGCAUUGUUUGUUUCAGGAUCUUUAAUAAAGUGCAUUGACAAGUGUGAGAAAGUUUCUUGAGUUAAUUUGGAUUAGGAAAGAUAGGGGAGAAGCUAAAGUGCAAGGAAUCAGUAUGUCAGUGAGAGGGGUCUACCAUAUAAGCUUAAAUGUUUAAAAGUUUAACCUGACAAGAAAUGUACCAUGUCAUUUUAGCGAAGUCUACUUGAAUCUUUGUCUGCUGCUAUAUAAUCCAGGUUAUCAAAGCAGAUAAUCCAUAUUAUCUGCUUUGAAUUGGAUUAUAUGAGUCUACACUGCCAUAUAAUCCAGUCCAAAGCAAAUAAUCUAUAUUUUAUAUGGAAGUGUAGAAGGGGCCUAAAAUAAAGAAUCAAACUGCAUUGUCAGCCUUCUUCCAUCAUAUUUAAAAGCCUGCCCCUUUAAAUCCCCCUCCUCUGAUCCUCGCCUCAAAUGGCGGCCUUCUAAACGGCGCCACCAAAUAUCUGCCCUCACUCAAAAUGGCUACCGCCCUCGACGCCUUCCUUGUUUUCUUCUCUUUUUCUCACUCACCCCGCCUUUUUUUCUUUCAGCUUUGCCCUGAGCCAAGAUGGCAGCUUUCCCAACUUCACCGGCACCUUCGCCCUUAAUAAAGAAGGCGGCCGCAAGAUGCUUUUCUUCCAACGCUAAACAAGCCCGCGAGCCGCCUUUGCCCUUCAUCGUGAUGGCGGCGGUUUUGGCCACGCGACCUCGAAAUAGAGCCCGCGCGCUGAUUGGCUGGGAGGGAAAACAAGCCGCACCGCCAUUGGCUGGUGUGGAUCACGAAAGGAAUCGGAUAGCGUCGAGGUGUUAGUCAGAGAAGGGCAAGGAGGGAGGAGGAAGAGGGAGCUAAUUGAAACGUGAGGAAUGAGAAUUUGGUGGACCAUACCAGGGCGGCCACCAAAUUUCCAAUCCUGAGGAGGAUUGAGAUCUGCCAUGGAGUGUCCAUUGCUUGAAGGAACGUCAGAAGAGGAGACUCAACUAAUGUGUGCUUUCAAGAGGCAUGUCAGACGACGAAAAGUUUUCAUAUACAGGCCUGCUGCUGAGGAGCAGGAGUCCCCUUCCCUGCGGCAGACUCCUUUUGAGAGAGACGGAGCACCUCUCCUCCCUUGCGGAGAUGCAGAGUGGUCACCCACCAAGAGGCAACGGCUUCAGAAGGGCUUACCUUCGAUGGUGGAAACAAAUGGGAGCCCUUGCCAUAGGGCAGAGGAUUGCUUGUGGCACGUGGCGUCUCCCAUGGAGAAGAAGCAGCGGAAGGUGUUGGCGGUAGACCUGGAAGACCUUUCAACAACCCAAGUGCCUGAGGAUCCACAAAGGUGCUCACCUCUUCAAAAACCUGUCAUAUCACCCUGUAUAAAUUCCCACCAGUCAAUGAUCUUGAAGGAAGAUAGAGCUUCCUGCUCAGCAAAGGGCCAAAGUAGUACCACAUGCAGUCCAACGUCUCCUAAGGAGGUCCCCCUACCGCAUGAGGACCCUCAAGAGAAGUUGACUCAUGUGUGCCGACAACUGUGGGCCCAGAGAUUGUCUCCUCUUCAGUGCCAUGAGUCGGACCGCCUGCAAGCCAAAAGACAGCGCCUGCAGAAUGGCAUUUCCUUGGGCAAUGGGAAUGAGGGGAUGAAAGCUGUCAGUAUGGAGGGCUCUCCUUUGAUCCAAGUGUUGGAUGCCGGCGCUGGCAUGGAGCAGCUGGAGACCUCCCUACCCCCCUGUCGGAACGACCGUCCAGUGUUGCAUAGCCAAUCUCUUCCUUCCCGUGUGGAAAAGCCGUGUGAACACACACAUCAGACAGAUGUCUCACCAGAAACCGCCGAAGUGCCUUCUUCUUGGCCGCCUGCCACGUCAACCCUCUUGCGUCCUUCAGUGAUCCCACGUUUCCGACACUGGGGCCUGGUUCCCGUUUUCCAGAGCGUGCGUUCAAAACUGGAGGCCUUCACCGAGAUCUUCCUGAGCCCAUCCAAACCUGCCCUUCCGUCCACUAAGGAAACACCCUCCUUGCCGCUGAGCCUACAGACAAAUGAUGACCAGACAGCAUCCCAUCCAGAAAGCCCACAGAGAGGAGUCAACAUUGAGGUGAAAAUUGCCAUUUCAGAACCUCGUCCCCGGAAGAGAAGCUGUCAUCAAGAAGAGGAGGAGGAGGAGAUGGGUAGCAUGGUGGUGAGUGGGCGGCCACCUAUCCGCCAGUGGCGCCUGAAUGAGGGGGAUCCAACUCCUCAGCCCCGUCUUGGACGCAGCUAUUCUUGCCCGGAUUUCCCCAGGGCCUGCUCCUGGCAAGCCUCCCUGGUGGCCAUGUCUCCUUCCUCGCAGCUGCGACAGCGACGACACACUGUCUGCAGUCUGGAAGUAUCCCGAGAGCUGGGCCAUCACACGCUGCCCUGCCUUCGCAAAGAGGUGUACCCAUUCAGUACACCUCCUCCGCGAUUCUUGAUGCAUUCGUCCAAUACUGAUAGCACCUCGUAUUGCUCUCCUAUGCCGUCCUGCUGCCGAGAUUCCAAUCCAGCUCAUUCCAGGGACCUCUCCACAUCUCCAGAUGGUGGACAGAGGGUGCCUGGCAUUGGCCUGGAUGUAGAUGUAGAUGACACUGAGUUGGCAACGUCAGAGCAGAUGAUGCUUUCAGAGGAUGAAAUGAAGGUUUCACAGGACAACACCACAGGGAAGGUGUCUUGCAUCAGAAUCCGCAAGACGCCAGCUAGGCAGCAAGCAAAUCUCACUCCAAUGGGACUUCCCCGGCCUGUCAGGCUGAACAAGAAAGAAUUCAGUCUGGAAGAGAUUUACACAAACAAGAACUACCGCACACCUACAGAGAAAAAGUCGUUUGAGACCAUCUUUGAAGUGCCGCUAGAACGCAACGGGGCCCUCAUCUUCACCAGCCAGCGCAAGCUGAAGCGGGCUGUGGAGUUUCGAGAGGGCGGCCUUCCCCGCAAGCAGCGCAAAGCCCGCACUCGAGGGGGGCGUAAGGCCGGAGGACGGAGGGCUCAACCCCAGCGCCCUGAGUUGGAAGAGCAGCUACAGCAGCGGCUGGCAGAGCUGGAUGCCCUGUUUGGGGAAGAAGAGAGCUGAGCAGAGCCAUUCUCUAAGUAGAGGAAGGGGGUUAUAUUCCUGGAAGCUCUUCUCCCUCCCUCAUCCCAGAGGGGUUGUUUGCAUCUCAAACCACCAACCCACCAUUUAACCACUCCAGGCUUCUCCUGUGGCCUCCUUCAUUCUCAACUUUCCCAGACAAAUUGAUCUCUGGUGCUUGUGGCUGCCACUUUGUCCUCUAUCUAGGUAGCCGUAACACUCCAUGGAGGUGGUUGCUCUGAAAAUACCACGGACAAUCACCAUGCUGCCUGUGCUGGCAUCAUAUCACCCAAAGUGAGCAAUAUUUGCAGUGUCCAAAAGUCACCUGUUCUCUGCAUUCCGCUACUUGCGCACAACCUGACCAUUGGUGCCUUGCAUGGAGUAUUGAUCUAAUGCUGUCUGAUAUAGUUCCAUCCUUUAGAGACUUGGACCAUCAAAGGAUGAGCUCAACUCCAUGAGAAACAUGUCUCUGUGCUUUCCGCCAAAAAACAAAAAACCAAAUGCAGAAAGUAGAAGCCCAAAGAAAUGGACUAAAUAGCAAAUGGUCUGCUGAAAAGGAAGCAACUGUGUGCUUAUUUUACGGAGCAGAUGAUGUGCAGAGUAAAACCAGAGCUUGAAAACAUUACCUCUUUGGAGUACAGCUCCUAGAAUCCUCCAGCCUUCAUGGCGGCAAUUCUAGGAGUUAUAAUUCAAAAGAAUAAUGUUUUACACCCCAGAAGGUGUAUAAAGAGGCCAGGAAAAAGGGCCUGUGUCCUUACUCAUUGUUAAAACAUGGGCAGUCCAUAAAUUGAAUAGAUUGAAGUCCAUCAGGCUUUGAUCACUUUGCUUUGAUCACUUUGUUUGGACUGUUCAGUUAAGCAUGAAGGGUGUUCAUUUGUUUGCAUUUUUGUAUUAAGCUAUAUUUCUAAUAAACGUUACAGCUUGGGGGGGGAAA
Anolis carolinensis (green anole) is the source of this 4363-nucleotide messenger RNA. It is a transcript of the gene prr14, whose product is annotated as proline rich 14. The transcript has 12 exons. Gene Ontology annotation, cellular component: nucleoplasm. NCBI's taxonomy places the organism in Eukaryota, Metazoa, Chordata, Lepidosauria, Squamata, Anolidae. Bases 1315 to 3432 code for a protein of 705 amino acids. The record is from RefSeq and is a predicted model, not a curated record.